AGAUAUAGACAUACACAUUCUGGGCAAUCUGAACAGGGGAAAGGCUUGAAGCGACACUCAUACACUGUUUGGGAAAUUCGACGAAAUCCUUCCAAUACUGAUACAGGUAUUCCUAUCUCAAGUGACCACAAACAAAUAGAAACAGAGGGGGAAAAACUAAAACUUUGGUGUCUCUUCAAAAUGUGCAUCUGGAUGGUUGGAGUUCUGUGUGUCCUGAUGUGUUUGGGAAAUCAUCAGGCUCAAGAAGCCAACCCAGCCAUCUCUAUGCCGGACAGAAUCAGGGUUGCUCUGGCAGGAGAAACGGUCCAUUACAAACUCAAAGUGACCAUCCCAAUGAAUCAGAGCUCCAGCAACUUAGUCUGCUCUGGGCCUCCAGAACAAAAGAAGAUAAAAGAAUGGAUUAUUCUCCUUUCUCCUGAAACAAAAACAACAACAUUUAAUUUGGAAAUAUCCGCAUAUAACAGUUCAUACUCAGGAGAGUAUAACUGCAAGUAUAAAAAUGUGGAGAUCUUCUGGACCCUUCUGGUGAAAGACGAGGGGUACCGGCAGCUUUACUCUGGUUUCAUCCUUUUCAUUGUGUUGGGGGCUCUUACCACAGGCCUCCUCAUCUUCAGUGUGAUCGGCUCCAUAUACGUGUUCAAAAGCCAAUGGAAUGGAAGUACCGGUAGUGGAGUAAGCAGAAGGAAUAGAGGGGAGAAUGAAGAGGAGGAGGAGAACAGUAACACAUCAGUGAAUGCAGCUGCCUCUGCUCCAGUUUACGCUAGUCUAGAGUCUCGGCCAGCAUCUGUCUAUGAGGUCUUGACCCCAGGAGCACCAGCAGCAGCAGUAAACCGUGAAUCUGUCCAGAGGAAAGGAAAAGUAAAGAGAAAGUCAAAGGAAUCGGUGGAGAAUGCAACGCCGCAAGGGGAAGGAAUAUUUGAAUGCGUCUAUGAGAAUUUCUGACCUACUGGCAUCUGCACUGUGUUUGGGAAUCUAUAUGCUUCGAUUUUCCUGCCUUUGCAAUCUCUCUUGUUCUUUUACACAGACCUAAAAUCACGUAUGUAUUUUACCCUGCAGCUUCGUGACUUCUGUUGAAAAUAAACUGCUAUGUCUCUGGUUGUUAUCAUCACGGAAUAUCUCUGGUUGAUAUUUUGUCUAAUUAACAGAUAUCUGCAAUGUGUCAGAUUAAUUUUAACGAGAGAUUUUGCAAACUGAACCCUUGUACUCCAAAAUCCCACCAUAAUAAAAUUGUAUCCAAUGAGACUAUUGGGCUAUUUUGAGUAAGAGCCAAUCGAAACGCGUCUCCCAUCUCUACUUCCGGGUUUGGUUUAUUUGUUUUUCAUCUAUUGUUGACCAUGGCAGCGGAGGGGGACUUUCUGAUGAGAUAUCGUGCUGUAUCAAAUAAAUUGAAAAAGUA
Molecule: messenger RNA, 1396 nt
Organism: Oncorhynchus gorbuscha (pink salmon)
Lineage: Eukaryota; Metazoa; Chordata; Actinopteri; Salmoniformes; Salmonidae
Gene: nfam1
Exons: 6
Coding region: 181-942 (253 amino acids)
Biological process (GO): positive regulation of cytokine production; regulation of B cell differentiation; positive regulation of B cell receptor signaling pathway
Cellular component (GO): membrane raft
Molecular function (GO): transmembrane signaling receptor activity
Source: RefSeq, a predicted model, not a curated record